AUGCACGCAAAGUACUACCGGCGUGUCCCACACUUGGAGCAGGCUCUUCACGUCAAGCGCACACCUGCUGAUCCUUCUGGCUUUGUUCUGACCGGUCCAAUCACUAUCACUGUGAUAGAAACAGCCUCCGCACACUCCUUGGACUUAAAGACCAGCAGCACAAAAUCAACCGAGGCAUCCGUAACUUCCACUUCCACUUCCUCCACCCGCCUGACCCCCCUUCCUACGUCCACGACAACUUUCUUCGUCAAAGUUACACAAACUCCUCCUCCGCCUACCCAAAUACCUCCUUCAUCCACACCCGUACCCUCAACCUCCGUCAUCGCGCAGCAAAAUGCUGCUCUCAACACGUCCCAAACUUUAUCAAGCGGAGCUAUCGCAGGCAUAGUGAUAACAUGUCUAUUCGUUCUCGUAGCCGCAGUUGUCUUUGGGAUGCGGCGUCGCUUCAAGUAUCAUAGGAUGAAGAUACGGGGCAUGUGGACUACCUCCAAAGCUAUAGGUAUCCCACCAACUAGCCCGUUUGAACCUCAGGAAUACCCAGGGACUAUCAGGCCAUAUCCGUUCCCGGUUCCUUCUUCCUCUGCUGGCAACAACAGCCAGUUUUUAAACGUACCGAGCUCGCCAGGCACUUAUUUUGCUAGUGCGCAAGCAGCCUCCCGCCAGGGCCCGUCCAUGUCAUCCGUCCUUGCGCCACCCGCAUCGUACGGUACCGGAUUCGGCUCUCAGAUUCCGUCUACGACGACCGCCAACACCCCCUUCACCUCGUCAGACGCUGCGUUAUUUCCGUUUGGCGCAACUGUGAUCUAUACGUUUAUCACUUCGUUGCCGGACGAACUGUCCAUUAGGGUCGGGGAGACUAUUAGGGUGUUGGCGGAGUAUGAUGAUGGGUGGGCGCUGUCGCUUAAUGCGGGGGGCGAGCAGGGGAUGGUGCCGCUUCAGUGUUUGGAUCGUGGGGUUGGGGGUGGGAGGAGUUUUGAUGGGGAUGCGGAUGUGGAUGGGAUGAGGAGGGUGAGCAGUUUGAAUGUGUUUAGGCGGUGAUUCUUUUUUUUCUCUUGGGAUUUUAUUUUAUUUUAUUUUAUGAUGGCGAACAGAGUUGAAGCGUUCCUUUUCUUGACACCCUGCGAUACCCAGCCUUUUUUUCCCCCUUCUCUCUCUUCUUGGAAUUCCACGGUAACCCGCGCCAUUCCGAAUUCGAUUCGAGAAGGUUACCUAGCAGCUUUACAGUUUGUCUUGCAGCUCAGGAAGCAAGCGUUGUGCCGUCUUUUUUCUAUGUAUAUAAUUUACAAGUAUGUACAUAGACCUGUAUGUAUGUCCACAACGUGGACUUGGAUGUACUAAAUAUCAGAGCAAUACCA
Molecule: messenger RNA, 1355 nt
Organism: Laccaria bicolor S238N-H82
Lineage: Eukaryota; Fungi; Basidiomycota; Agaricomycetes; Agaricales; Hydnangiaceae
Exons: 2
Coding region: 1-1038 (345 amino acids)
Molecular function (GO): protein binding
Source: RefSeq, a predicted model, not a curated record